GCAUGGAGCUGCUGCCCCGCAGCCCCAGGGAGUUCGGCUCUGCCCGGUACUGGGAUCGGUUCUUCCGGCAGCGCGGGCAGCGCUCCUUCGAGUGGUACGGGGCUUUCCCCGAGCUCUGCCCCGUCCUGCGCAAGUAUGUCCGGCCACGCGAUAAGGUUCUGGUAGUGGGCUGUGGGAACUCGGAACUGAGUGAGCAGAUGUAUGAUGUGGGGAUGUGCGAGGACAUUGUGAACAUCGACAUCAAUAAUGCGGUAAUCCAUCAAAUGCAAGAGCGGAGCAGGAGCAAGAGGCCGAAGAUGAGCUAUCUGCUGAUGGAUGUGCUUCAGAUGAACUUUCCUGAUGCUCACUUUCAUGUGGUCCUGGACAAAGGCACACUGGAUACUAUCCUCACUGAUGAAGAGGAGGCCACUCUAGCUAAGGUGGAUAAGAUGUUUGGUGAGAUCAACCGGGUCUUGCAGGUAGGAGGGCGCUACCUCUGUGUUUCCUUGGCUCAAGCCCAUGUGCUGAAGAAAGCAGUCGAAUACUUCUCCCAGGAAGGCUGGGUUGUGCGUGUCCAUCAGGUGGCUGACAGUGGGGACAAGCAGCAGUUUGUCCUACCAGUCUUCAUCUACGUCAUGACGAAGUUCAGGAAGAUCACUGGCUCGGCACCACAGAUCCUGGAGAUCUGCUCUGAGGAGCAGGACAAGCCCAUGCGGCUGGAGAGUGUGGAGCGGCUGGUGGCAGCAGUGAAGGACAGGCAGCAUUAUGCCCUGCUCUGCAGCCAGCUGAGCAAAACACCUUGUGAGGAGCAGGUUUCCGUGGAUCUGUGUGACAGAGAGAGCGGGAGGCCUCGCUACACGCUGCAUGUGGUUGACAGCUCCUCAGUGAAACCUUCCCAGGACAAUUCCUUCGCCAUCUUCAUCAUCCCACAGGGCAGAGAAACGGAGUGGCUCUUUGGGACAGAGGAAGGGCGGAGGCAGCUGGCCACCAGCGCGGGCUUUGGACGCCUGGUCACAGUGGCCCUGCACAGGGAACAGCACUACGAGGGCAUGGCCAGCAUCCAGUCGGAGCUAUCAGGAAAAGUGAUGGAACUGGCCCCUCCGGGCCUCCCUGCCCGGCAGCAGGUGCCCUUUUUGUCUGUGGGAGGGGACAUUGGGGUGCGGACAUUGCGGCACUGUGACACCAGCCCCCUGAGUGGGGAGUAUGUUGUGGAGGAUGUGAAGGGGGAUGGCACUUGCUACUUCCGUCGCCUCAUCUUCCUCAGCAAUAGGAACGUGGUCCAGUCUGAGGCUCGGCUCCUGGCCCGCACCCCUCUCCCAGGCCAGAAGAAACGGAGGAAGGACAAGAAGAAGCCCAGCCUUGCUGAGCCACCUGGAGCCAUUGACAAGAGCUACCUGUGCUGCGAGCACCACAAGGCCAUGGUUGCAGGGCUCUGCUUGCUGGGGGGCCCUGACCCCCUUUCAGGAGCCCUGCUGGCAGUGCUGGUGGUGGGGCUUGGAGGGGGCAGCCUGCCCCUCUUCAUCCAUGACUACUUCUCGCAGGCCUGUGUGGCCGUGGUGGAGAUUGACCCCUCCAUGCUGGAGGUGGCCACACGUUGGUUCGGCUUUUCCCAGGAUGACCGGAUGCGGGUGCACGUCUCUGAUGGCCUGGACUAUGUGACCAAGCUGGCAGCUGAAGCCUCAGCCCAGUACGAUGCCAUCAUGUUUGAUGUGGACAGCAAAGACCUCACAGUGGGGAUGAGCUGCCCGCCCCCAGCCUUUGUGGAAAAGCACUUUCUGCAGAAGGUUAAAGCCAUCCUCAAGCCAGAAGGAGUCUUCGUGCUCAACUUGGUGUGCCGCGACGCCCAGCUGAAGGAGUCAGUCCUGGCCACCCUCAGGGAGGUCUUCCCGCUGCUCUACGUGCGGCGCAUUGAAGGGGAGGUCAAUGAGAUCCUGUUCUGCCAGCUCAGCCCUGAGAGCCAGUGGGACCCCCCAGAGCUGGGGGCACGUGCCCGGCUGCUGGAGGGGUCUCUGCGGCAGCCUGGGCGCCCCUGGGACAACUCAUACGUGCUGGCAGACAUGCUGCAGGCUGUCAAGAUCCUCUGAGAGGGGCUGUGAUGCCACUUGAACGGGAGAGUCCUCACUUGGGUGCUGUGGCCCCGUAGCAGAGGGGUGCCCAUGGCUGGGACUGCUGCCCCCAGUGGGCUGCUGCUGGCCUAGGUGUAUCUGAAGGAUGUGACUGGCAUAGGGAGGCACUCCCUGGGAAGGGAUCCAGGACCCUGGAAGGCUGUGCAGCCCAAGGGGCAGUGUUGGGGUGGUGAGAAGAAGGUGCUGCAGGACUGUGGGUUUGGGUCUAUCCCUAUUGUUUUUCCAUUGUGGGGGAAAAUGUCCCUCUGACUGUUCCCUUCCCCUCCAGCACAGCUCCUUCCCUCCGAUGCUGCCUUGCCUCACCCUCAGCAUCCCUGGUCACUAGUGUUUGUUCAGAGCCCUCAGCCCUGCCCUAAGCCUGAUUGUUAAUGUGUGUGGGUGCACUGGGAGUGGUGAAAAUAAAAGUGCUCAGGGCUGCUUCAAGGCCCUCAGUGCUUUGCUAGGCUUAUUUCUGGAGUGUUCACCACCCCUGAAAAGGUACAGUCACCUCCACUGCUCAAGGGCACAUUCUGGGGGCAGCCAGCUGCCCACUGUACUGCACUGCCCAUUCACCACUUUUCCCCAAACUGUACCCUGCUAUGUACCUGCCCCUUUUCUGCAUCUCUUCAGCCAUUGCUACUGUUAACUGUAACCCCUUAUGUUUCCAACCCUUUUUCAUGCCCCUGGGCCAGCAGGGACCCAGCCCUGUGUUUUUUCCCCUGGGCACACCAAACUGCUUGCCCAGCUGGCACAGGUCAGCUUUCUCACAGGAUGAGAAGGAUGUGCAUUGCUUUCCCCUGUCCUGGUCCAGCAUCCCAUUUCUGCCCAGGUGGCUUAUUUUAUUCUUCCCCAGAGUUUCAAAGCCUGGUCUUUCACUGUGAAGUUUUAGCUUAACAGCUGACCCAUGCAUCCUGGCUGGUUACAGAGCAGCUGACCCGCUGGUGCUCCCACAUUCAUCAGAAGCUAUUUGGGAGGGGGGCUCUUCUUUCUUCCUUACAACAGCAGGUACCAACAUGAGUCAGAUAUGUUAACCAAAGUGGCUGGCUUGUAGACAUCAAGGUAACAACCUUCUCAGGCACCAUGCAGCUUUGACACUGACCCAGUACCCUCACCCCAUAUUUUCUUCUGCCUCUGGCAUCCUGCGCAAGAGCAUCUUUCAGAUAGCUGCUUCCCAAAGCAAACCCUUUCCAGCCACCUUUCCACAUCCCACGGUGGUAACAACAUACCAGAAGCAGCUCAGAGAGGGAUCUGACCUAGCUGUUGCCACAAAGGCAACAGCAGCCUCAUCUCAGCAUCACUGCCAGAACCAUCUCACCAGCUUUGCAGGU
Pezoporus flaviventris is the source of this 3412-nucleotide messenger RNA. It is a transcript of the gene METTL13, whose product is annotated as methyltransferase 13, eEF1A N-terminus and K55. Bases 3 to 2063 code for a protein of 686 amino acids. The transcript has 8 exons. The record is from RefSeq and is a predicted model, not a curated record. Lineage: Eukaryota; Metazoa; Chordata; Aves; Psittaciformes; Psittacidae.